GAGGAGGAGAACCAGCAUAUAAUGGAGUACCUUAAGGAUACAUAUCUAGAAAUAUUGAAGGAACGACAGGAUAAGGUGUUGUUAGUUCCAAAAGAAAGGCGAACCAAAAAAAAAAAUUCCCGUGAGCAGAUAAAGAAAGGAACAGAUAGUGACGAUGAAGAAGCAAUGGAAGAAUAUGUUCUCUUUGAUGAAUCGAAUGAGAUCAUUUUAAUUGAUUCUAUAGAUGAAUCUAGGUUGAAAGAAGGAGCAGUGUUGCCAAUUCCAGAAGCAAUCCUGAUAUAUCAUGUCCCAAUUGUCCUACGGACACAGUUCCGGACAUGGACUUUCGGACGUCCCGUGUCCGCCAAAAAUCACCGGGAUAAGUCUGUGUACAACACUGGAUUGGGUUAUUGGGAUUUUGAUUUAACGCAACAGAUUCUCUAUGAAUGCACGAAGUUUUCCAAAAAUGAAAUGAAUAAAAUCGUGCAAGAUUCUGCAAAUCACGUUCAUUGGUCUCCACAACCAACUCCGGAAUACCUUCAGCAAUAUUCUGAUUCUAAUUACUUUCCUUUUUUAAGUCUCUAUAAUAUAUCUAAACAAGGAGCUAAAACGGAAGAGGAACAUAAAUUUAUUAUCAUAUAUCCUUUAUUCAAUAUCAUUCGUUUAUUAAAGAUACUUGGACAUCCAAUAAAUUUGAAGCCUUUCGGAGAGGUUGCGCAUGGGUUAGAAUGGACGCUUGCAGGAUUUGAAAUGCAAUGGACUGGACUGUAUCGCUUUGGAUUGAUAAAACAUUAUCAUAUUCCAUCAAAUAAAGAAAAUUGCGCCUCAUUUGAAGAUGCCUUUUGCCUCUUGAAAGAAUUGGAGAAAAUUAACUGA
Messenger RNA from Funneliformis geosporum, 855 nucleotides. NCBI's taxonomy places the organism in Eukaryota, Fungi, Glomeromycota, Glomeromycetes, Glomerales, Glomeraceae. The record is from the annotation of a GenBank genome assembly.